Molecule: messenger RNA, 546 nt
Organism: Aureobasidium musti
Lineage: Eukaryota; Fungi; Ascomycota; Dothideomycetes; Dothideales; Saccotheciaceae
Source: the annotation of a GenBank genome assembly
CAACCAAUCGACAUGGCCAACCAGCUUUUCGUCCUGGGUCCCCUGCCUAACGUCAACGAAUCGUUGCCCAUCAUGAAUGUCGACCUUAGCACGUUCUCAAGCGAUGGAACUGGCCGGUACCCAGCCGAUAUGACUAGACCUUGGGACCGCGCCGUUCUUGACAUCCUCAUUCAAGUCUUUAACAUGAAUGGCCAUGGAGCACGUCUGUUCGGCCACAACAUCAACUUUGUCGGCACUCUGCCUCAAGGCUAUGCCGCUUUCAACUACAUCACCCCUGCUGGCCACACCAUGGUCGAGCUUUGGGGUCACCCUUGUGGGCGCUCUUUCACAUCAUUCGAAAGCUUCUCGGUACAUGUCAUCAGUCUCAUGACUGCCAAUCUCGAUGCUUGCAGAUGUAUACUCUGCACCAGUCCUUGUUCUGAACCCGAGGGCUCUCCUGGUUCUUUGUCUGAGGGUCGUGACAGUACUCCCGACACUCCUUACCCUGUCACACCUCCUGCUACAGAUGAUUCGAGAAGCAUUCAGAUGGUGGAGGACGACGACUAG